GCCAAGACCCGCACAGUUUUGGGGUAGUUUUGUUAUGCACGUAGUGGAAGAUGUCAAGUUCUAAGAGCAAUAAGGGUACGAAGGGUAAAAAAGUGGUUAAUCAGGAGGAGUUGCGUCGGUUGAUGAGAGAGAAACAAAGAGGAUCCGACAGAAAGAAAAAAGUAGAAUCGCCGUUUGCAAAAUACAACUCCCUCGGUCACCUAAGCUGUGUGCUCUGCAAAGUACCUGUGAAAUCAGACAUACUAUGGCAAGCACACGUUCUCGGGAAACCGCAUAAAGAUAAAGUCGCUGAGCUAAAAGGAGCAAAGCAACCUCAAGUUCACAACCAGGGCCAGUCCAAACCAGACCAAUCAUCACUGCUGAAAAGGAAAGCGCCAGAGACAGAUGCAUCCUCAGGGAAAAAACUCAAAGACGCUGGUUCCACGUCUUCCGGGCUUCCUCCAGGAUUUUUUGACGGGGGUAAGAACCCCACGAGAUCGGGAAUAUUAAGUGGCAUGUAUGAUGAAGAUGACGAUGACGAUGAUGAUGACGAAGACGAACACGACAGCGGUGUUGCAACAUCUGGAAAAGCCGAAGAAGUGAAAUUACCCAGUGCCUCCGCAGGUGUUGAAGUUGCACCAAAUUCGGGACUUCCUGCAGACUUUUUUGACAGUGGUAUCCCGCCUGCCCCAAGUGUUUCCCACUCGGGUUCUAUUUCUAAACCAGACGAAGCUGACAAGGUCACAGAGAAGAGGGAGAACUCAGCUGAGGCUUUACCCGAGGGGUUUUUCGAUGACCCAGUGAGAGAUGCCAAGGUGCGCAAUGUGGACACACCCAAAGACAUCAUGGACAAGGAGUGGGAAGACUUUCAGAAGGCGAUGCGACAGGUGAAUACCGCAUCCGAUGCUAUUGUUGCUGAGGAUGACGAAGAAGGGCGUUUGGAGCGUCAAAUCGAUGAGAUUGACGAGCAGAUUGAAUGCUACCGCCGAGUGGAGGUGCUACGAGAUAAACAGGAGGUCGUCAAAGACAAAAUAGUUCAAGUGAAGACGGGUGCUUCUGCAGAGUGCUCUGGUGACAGUGAUGAAGAUGAUGAAGAGGAAUUGCUGCAUGUGUUGUCCCGGGACUGGAGGGCUAAAGGAGCUCUUGCUUGAUGUAGCCUACUUUGUCAAGUUACUAACAGUGUGUUUCUGCCGUUUUCCAAAAUGUGUACAUAGCAAUGGUGUUUGGGGGUGCUUGUAUUUCUUUGUUAGAACAUUUGUUCAAACACAUGGUUGUUGAAACAUUGUGAUGUUUCAACAAAAUGUAGAUUUGUUACUUUCAAAGUCCACCUUCAAAUUUAGUUAAAUACAAAUAUCAAAACAUUUCCGAGAUGGUGUUGCAUGGGAAUCUUCUUUUGACAAAACAAAUUGAGCUAUAGUUGAUUAA
Messenger RNA from Sardina pilchardus (European sardine), 1404 nucleotides. It is a transcript of the gene znf830, whose product is annotated as zinc finger protein 830. The record is from RefSeq and is a predicted model, not a curated record. Gene Ontology annotation, molecular function: nucleic acid binding; zinc ion binding. The transcript has a single exon. Gene Ontology annotation, biological process: mitotic DNA replication checkpoint signaling; nuclear DNA replication; mitotic DNA damage checkpoint signaling. Gene Ontology annotation, cellular component: spliceosomal complex; nucleus. Bases 51 to 1130 code for a protein of 359 amino acids. NCBI's taxonomy places the organism in Eukaryota, Metazoa, Chordata, Actinopteri, Clupeiformes, Clupeidae.